AAUAGGUAAAUAUUGGACUAUGAAACGUAGCUGUCAAUGACAAUUAUUUGCCCAUGUAUUCGGCCUUCCCUUCCAUUGAUUAAACUAUUUUUUUCAAUCACAGUCUAAUUAAAACCCAUUCCAUCGUGAUUUAUGUGAUUAUUCGGCGUCCAGCCUCCGCACAAAAUUUGAUGGAUCCUUGGGGCACUGAAGUGGAAAAAUCAACAGUUGUGUCUGCAUUUGAAGAUAAUUUCGAGCCCGCUCCUGAAUUCGAGAAGUUGUCCGACUCCGAGGAAUAUUUGGCCGUUUUGGAACGGAAACUCAAGGCCGUAAGGUCCAAAAAUAAGGUAGUUGAAAACCUAUCAGCGUACAGGGCUGACUGUAUUGACCGACUCCUCCGCGAGGGCUGCGACUUGGACCCCGUCAUCGGCGACACAGAGGCUGAGAAAUUGUUGCAGGAAUAAUCAAGUAGCAUAAAUUUUGUAAGUAACCAUGGCGUCAUCAUCUCAAAUUGACUUAUCUGGCACAACAUACUGUGUGCUCACAGGUGCCUCUCAGGGCAUAGGUCGGGCCAUAGCUGCGCAAGUCUCAAAGAUGCUCGGCCCAAACUCUGUCAUGCUCCUCCUGGCUCGUAACAAAGAACAGCUCUCACAGACCGCUAGCCUGUGUGAAUCUAAGAAUGUCAAAGUUUUCUACGAAUCCAUUGAUUUAUCAAAGGCAUCACUGCUAGAAAUGAACUUUGCCUUAAAUAAAUCAUUGGAGGGACGCAGGGUCACAGAUUUCAGCACAAGUUUGAUAUUCCAUAAUGUUGGGUCUCUUGGAAACUUAGCUGUGGACACAGCACGCAUGCAAGACGUGCCUGAGUUGAGGGAGUACUAUGAUUUGAAUGUCUUUAAUGUGAUUGCGUUGAACACCCAAUUCUUAAAGCUCUUUGAAGAAGUGGAGGACAGAGUGGUGAUUGUAAACAUAACAUCUCUAUGUGCUAUCAAGCCGAUGAGUGGCAUGGCCUACUACUGCAGCGGUAAGGCUGCCAGGGAGAUGUACUUCAAAGUUUUAGCUGAGGAGAAGAAACAUAUCCGUGUGUUGAACUACUCUCCAGGACCCGUUGAGACUUCUAUGAUUGACUAUGUUCUUGCCGAGACAGUCAACAAGAAUCUGAGAGAUGUUUUCAAUUCUUUCAAGAACCAGGGAACCCUGCUCAAACCUGAAAUGACAGCUAGGAAAUGCGUAAAGGUGCUGCUUAACAGCAAAUUCAGCCCAGGGGAGCAUGUGGAUUACUUUGAUGAUGAGUAAUGGCUCAUUUCAAGUCCAUAAGGUGAAUGUCUACACUAGCGUUAGAUUUCUUACUUAAAUGCCAAUCUACAUCAGAUAUUUUCAACUCAUUUUAUAUCAAAUAAAAAGCUACUUUAUUGUAACUAAUUUAGAAUUUUUAUUGGUAAAUAAUGGCAUGUUGCUGACAUAUAAGAAAGCAGAAUAUAAGAUAUGCGGAUUAUGUCAGCUUUACUGUUCUGAUAUGUUUGAAUGUUUAUACAAAAAUUGUUUUUAUGCUCGUGUAUUUAGUGCUCAAAUUUGUCACGUUAUGAAAAUGAGGUAAAUGUAAGAAUUAUUUGAAUUUAGUCAUGUUAGUGUUUACGCUCUAUCGAUAUUUCUAGACAUAAUCGUGCUAAUUAUAAACACAAAUAGCUAUUAUCACAUAGUAGACAGGCAAAAAGGCUGGUUUGAUAAAUGAUUACUUUUAUGGACCUACGUUGAAAUGCUCGUUGAUACGUGUCUUAUGUUUGUAAGUACAUAAUUAUGAUUGUUAUUGAGGAAGUUGGGGUAACAUUUAACAUUCCAUUAAAUUGCGUUUAAAUUAUAUUGAUGUUAAUAAGAAAACUUUCUUUUUAUUUAACAAUCGUUUUAACGAUAUAAGCUGCUUUAUAAGUUCUAUGGUUGUGUCCUGCACAAAAUAUAAGAAAGCGCUUUUGAUAGCGUUGAUAAUACAGAUGGUAAGGAUGUGAAUUUAGAGUUUUGAUAAAACCAACUAUAAUACAACUAAGUCAGCUGGAAAUCUCCCUGGACAAUAUUGGUUGGUUUAUAAACUGUAGGAUUUCAAUAUAUCUAAGUUUUAUCGCACAAUUUAACUUAAUUUUUAUCGCUAUUGCAUUUUAACAAGCACGCUCGUGUAUUCUGCUUUCUUUACUUUUAACUAUUAACAUAAUCUAGAUAUUCUAUAAUACGUGUCUCAAAUGUAACUUAACGUAGAUAUAAUAUUAUGUAGUGUGUACUAAAAGAUCUGUGUGAAUCUCUAAAACCCCAUUUGUAUGUGUUAAUGAAGGCUCUAAUGACAUAAAGACAUUGGUGAUAUUUUGAAUUUAUUGGGUAAAAAGUCGUUUUUGACCGUCAGUUUUUGGUACAUUACAAAGCCAGCUUAUAUUAUAACAUAUAUAUCUGCUUGUGAUUUUAUUCGUUAGCGGUUAAUUAUGUUUUGUCAAAUAUAAAGAUCUGAUUUUUAUUCUAUAAUGUACGCUUUCCGUAUAUUAAUACCGAAGUGGUUAUGUACUAGUAUUUAAUGUGUAUGAAUGCAAUUCAUAUUUAAUCUGUAAUAAACAUUGGAAAUUCAA
Messenger RNA from Manduca sexta (tobacco hornworm), 2582 nucleotides. It is a transcript of the gene Sptr, whose product is annotated as sepiapterin reductase. Gene Ontology annotation, molecular function: sepiapterin reductase (NADP+) activity. Bases 472 to 1272 code for a protein of 266 amino acids. The transcript has 3 exons. Gene Ontology annotation, biological process: tetrahydrobiopterin biosynthetic process. Lineage: Eukaryota; Metazoa; Arthropoda; Insecta; Lepidoptera; Sphingidae. The record is from RefSeq and is a predicted model, not a curated record.